AUCCUGGACAGAGCCCACGGGUGGAAGGGGCCCCGCCGCAGGACCGAGUUCCCGGUUCGGCAUCCCCGGACCCAGCCCGGGCGCUGCCGGUGCCGGUACCGGGCACCGCCGGUGCCGGGCGCUGCCGGCGGAGGCGGAGCGCGGCCGAUCCCUCCCCCGGGCAGUGCCCCGGGCCCGCCCCGCACGGUUCGGGAGGAGCCGCCGCCGCCGCGGGCACCGGCAGCGGCACCGGCACCGGGACGGCGCGGAGCGGGGCGGCGGCAGCAGCGGCAUCAUGGCCUCGGAGAGCGAGGCGCAGCGGGCGCUGCAGUAUGAGCAGACCUUGAUGUAUGGACGUUACACUCAGGACUUGGGCACCUUUGCCAAGGAUGAGGCAGCCCGGCUGCGGCUGCAGGAGGGGGACACCCCUCGGCCCCGCCGGCCCUCCGAGCUGCUGGAGUACACCCAGGGCCGCUGUGCCCCUUGUCGCGUCUGCGCCUUGCAGUGCCAGCGGUUCCUCAUCUCCAAGGUGGGCGAGGACUGGGUCUUCCUCAUCCUGCUGGGGCUGGUCAUGGCACUGGUCAGCUGGGCCAUGGACUUUGCCAUUGCCACCUGCCUCCAAGCUCAGAAGUGGAUGUAUGGGGGCCUGGACACUAACGUGCUGCUGCAGUACAUGGCCUGGGUCACCUACCCUACUGUGCUCAUCACUUUCUCAGCCGGCUUCACCCAGAUCCUCGCCCCCCAGGCCGUGGGCUCAGGCAUCCCCGAGAUGAAGACCAUCCUGCGGGGCGUCGUGCUGAAGGAGUACCUCACCCUCAAGACCUUUGUGGCCAAGGUGAUCGGGCUGACAUGUGCCCUGGGCAGCGGCAUGCCCCUGGGCAAGGAGGGUCCCUUUGUCCACAUCGCCAGCAUGUGUGCAGCCCUGCUCAGCCGCUUCCUCUCCCUCUUCGGGGGCUUCUACGAGAAUGAGGCAAGGAACAUUGAAAUGCUGGCAGCCGCCUGCGCCGUUGGUGUCGGCUGCUGUUUCGCCGCCCCCAUUGGAGGCGUCCUCUUCAGCAUUGAGGUCACCUCCACCUUCUUCGCCGUCCGCAACUACUGGCGCGGCUUCUUAGCUGCCACCUUCAGUGCCUUCAUCUUCCGUGUCCUCGCUGUCUGGAACAAGGAUGAAGAGACAAUCACGGCACUGUUCAAAACCCGCUUCCGUCUCGACUUCCCCUUCGACCUGCAGGAGCUGCCUGCCUUCGCUGUCAUCGGGAUCGCCAGCGGCUUCGGGGGCGCGCUCUUCGUCUACCUCAACCGCAAAAUCGUGCAGUUCAUGCGUCGUCAGAAGACCAUCAACCGCUUCCUCAUGAAGAAGCGCCUGCUCUUCCCUGCCCUGGUGACACUGAUCAUCUCCACGCUGACCUUCCCACCUGGCUUUGGACAGUUCAUGGCUGGCCAGCUCACCCAGAAGGACACCCUGGUGACGCUCUUUGACAACCAGACGUGGGCCAAGCAGGGGCUCAGUGAUGAGUUCGAAUACUUGGGCAUCCUGGAGGCCUGGCGCCAUCCCCGCUCCAACGUCUUCGUCACCCUUGUCGUCUUUAUCCUCAUGAAGUUCUGGAUGUCAGCCCUGGCCACCACCAUCCCAGUGCCCUGUGGAGCCUUCAUGCCUGUCUUUGUGAUUGGGGCAGCCUUCGGGCGCCUGGUGGGGGAGAGCAUGGCAGCCUGGUUCCCUGAUGGCAUCCACACAGAGAGCAACACCUACCGCAUUGUGCCAGGGGGCUACGCUGUGGUGGGGGCGGCUGCACUGUCGGGUGCUGUCACCCACACGGUGUCCACGGCCGUCAUCGUCUUCGAGCUGACGGGGCAGAUCUCGCACAUCUUGCCUGUCAUGAUUGCUGUCAUCCUGGCCAACGCCGUGGCUCAGAGCCUCCAGCCCUCCCUCUAUGACAGCAUCAUCCGCAUCAAGAAGCUGCCCUACCUCCCUGAGCUGGGCUGGGGCCACCACGAGAAAUACAACGUGCGGGUGGAAGACAUCAUGGUGCGGGACAUCCGCUACGUCACCCUCAACUGCAGGUACCGGGACCUGCAGCAGGUCCUGCACAGCACCAAGAUGAAGAACCUGCCGCUGGUGGAGUCAGCCGAGUCCAUGAUCCUGCUGGGCUCCAUCGAGCGGGCACAGGUGGGGGCCCUGCUCAGCAACCAGCUCAGCCCGCAGCGCCGGCUCCUGACCUUGCGGCAGAAGGUGCUGUCCGAGGAUGGGCACCGGCUCUCUGAUUCCAGCAUCCGCUUCCAGAUCAGCACAGAGGCCUCCUCAGGCACCCCUGCCCGCCCUGCCCUCCGCAAGCCCCUGAAGCCGGCACUGAAGCGGGUGCCCAGCAGCCCUGCUGACAGCCCCCCUGCUGGCACCACCGACCACACUGGCAUCACCCUCAAGAGCCUCUUCUGUGCCAACUCUGCUGCAGAGCCCACUGAGGCCCAGGGCACAGCCUGGCCACACAAGGCCAAACGCGUCCGCAUUUCCAUUGUGGAGGAGAUGGUCCUGGGUGACAAGAUGACCCCAGCAGAGAUCCUGGAGUGGGAAGAGCAGCAACUGGACCAGCUGGUGGACUUUAGCAGCGCCAAGAUUGACCCUGCACCCUUCCAGCUGGUGGAGCACACUUCACUACACAAGACCCACACCAUCUUCUCGCUGCUGGGCUUGGACCACGCGUUUGUCACCAGCAUCGGGCGCCUGGUCGGCAUGGUGUCCCUCAAGGAGCUGCGCAAGGCCAUUGAGGGCUCAGUGACGGCCAAGGGGGUGAAGGUGCGCCCACCGCUCGCCAGCUUCCGCGACAGCACCGCCAGCACCAGCGACGCCGACACCACAGCCCUGCGCCAGCUCUGGGACCGCCACCAGCACCACCCCAUGCCCCGCGAGGCCAGUCCUGGGGGCGAUGAUGAUGAUGACACUCCCAAGGGGCAGUGAGUCCCUUGAGGUCCCACCUGUGUCACCAGAAGCUGCAGGGGCCCCUGGCAGGUGCCAGGGAAUGCCUGCCCUGUGCCCACUCAACACCAGGCUCAGCACAGGAGUGGGCACCCUCAAUCCAGUGCCGCUGCCCCCUCCCUGUGCUGGGGAUAGGUUGGGUGCCCCCCAGCCUGCCCCUGCUCCCCAACUACCUGCCAGCUCUUGGGGCUUCCAACUUUGCUACCUCUGCACUCUCCGAAGCCCCUGGUGCCCCCUGGAAGGGCCACUGCCCCUACCCCUCCAUGGGCACCACAGUGUCCCUGCUUGGGGUAGCCCAGGGAGGCAGAGGGGCAUCAGAUCAGGAUGCCUGCAGGGACAGGGGUGGGCACUGCCCCCUGUCCUCAGCGCCUCCUAGCUGGGAAUGGGGGGUCCUGCCGCCUGUCUGCUGGGCACCCCUCCCCCUGUAAAUACAGAGAUUUUUAUAUUAAUUUAAUAAAAGGACUUUAUAAACAGA
Pseudopipra pipra is the source of this 3422-nucleotide messenger RNA. It is a transcript of the gene CLCN2, whose product is annotated as chloride voltage-gated channel 2. Gene Ontology annotation, biological process: transmembrane transport; chloride transport. The record is from RefSeq and is a predicted model, not a curated record. Gene Ontology annotation, molecular function: voltage-gated chloride channel activity. The transcript has 24 exons. The coding region runs from base 275 to 2929 and encodes 884 amino acids. Gene Ontology annotation, cellular component: plasma membrane. NCBI's taxonomy places the organism in Eukaryota, Metazoa, Chordata, Aves, Passeriformes, Pipridae.